UUACGAUUGGCGCGAAUCACAACAACAACAAUGCAACCCUUAAAACACUCAGCAACUUUAACUAGCUUUGUUUUAUGAUAACAGCUCACUUGAGAGUAGCUCAGAAAUGCCAUCUUUAUUUCGACUUCCUAUGAAGUGGUGCGGAUAAAUAUGUCAGAUGAUAUAUGUUUAAUGUUAUUUAGUAAUCGGGGUGAACCUUCGGAAUAAUAACUGUAAAGUUCUAAGGGCACGGGCGCUCUGUCGUCAGGAGCCCAUGGUGUUUCUUAAUCUCUUGACACUUGUCGGUUUAUAUAGCAAUUCAAACUUUUCCCCUGUCCUUUGGUGUAUUCUUUUUUAUUAUCAAAGAAUACUGUCAAUUACUUAAAUUAAAGGCACGACACGGAGGUUCAGCAUGUCGAAAGAAGACAGGGAGCAAUACGUGGUGAAGUUUGUUGAAACAAAUGGCAAAAAGACGGGCUUUGCUGCUAAGGCCUAUGAGGCUAUCAUGGAGUUGCAGUCGGAGAAAUAUCUGAAAACCAUAGAUGAGAAGACUGCCCUGCAGAUGGACCACAACGACAAGUCUCUGUUUGUCUUUAGCAGUUUUUUCACACCGGCUUUCCUCCACUGCAAGAAGCUGGGCUGUAGGGUGGUGAGUCCCCUGGUGGUGCUGUACUGUCUGCAGCAGCAGAGAUGUGUCCCCAAAGCAGAGCAGCCCAUCUACAACAUGGCCAUGGCUGACGUCACCAUCUCCUGCACCAGUCUGGACAAGGAUGCCAGGACGGAUGUGAUGAACCUGGUUCAGCUGAUGGGAGGGCACUUCUACCGGGACCUCAACGUGUCUGUGACCCACCUGGUCGCCGGGGAAGUUGGCAGCAAGAAGUACGUGGUGGCGGCCAGCCUGGGCAAGCCCAUUCUGCUGCCCUGCUGGGUCAGAGACUGCUGGCAGAAGUCCCAGGACAGCCUGUUCCGAUACACAGAGCUGCCGGAGGAGGAGUACCGCUGUCCCGUGCUGCAGGGCUGCACCGUGUGUGUGACCGGCCUCUCCACCGUGGAGCGCAAGGAGGUGCAGCGCCUCUGCCAGGAGCACGGAGGCAGCUACACCGGCCAGCUCAAGAUGAACGAGUGCACCCACCUCAUCGUCAGCGAGCCCUCCGGCCCAAAGUAUGAGUGUGCCCGGAAGUGGAACGUGUUCUGCGUGUCUCUCCACUGGCUGUUUGACAGCAUAGAGAAGGGCUUCUGUCAGGAUGAGAGCAGGUACAAUGUGGAGCGCUCAGCCACGGCCAAGUCCAGCAAGCCCCAGACCUCCACCCCCACCGGAACUAGCAGGAAGAGGGACGAGGGUCCAUCUCUUCUGGGGCUGAGCCACAUCUCUGUGAACAGCAGCCUGACGGUCAACGACACGGCCCUCACCAACGCCACGGUGAGCCGCCUGGACCUGCCAGACCCCCUGGACACCCUGGACCUCAGCACCUGCCCCUCAGACGACCUGCUGGACGGCUGCAAGAUCUUCCUGUGUGGCCAGCCAGGGAAGAGGCUUGAGAAGCUGAGGCGGCUGGUCAGUGCUGCCGGAGGCCUGCGCUUCAACCAGCCCUGCGACGGCCUCACGCACGUCGUCAUGGGAGACCUGGACGCAGAGGCCACAGCCUUCCUGGACAAGGCCACGCACAGGCCUCAUGUGGUGACAGUACAGUGGCUACUAGACAGCUUCUCCAGAGGCAGCCUGCUGCCUGAGGAGUCCUACUUCCACCCCUCCUGUCUGCCACCUGCCCCGGCCACGCUGGCCAUGCCUGCCCCCCGCACCCCUGCCCCCCGCCCCAGCUCCUCUUCAGCUGCCCCCCUGGUCCCCAGCCCCCCCACCCCCAGGCACCAGAGGGCAGAGGAGGACAUGCUCUCUCAGUACCUAGAUGAUGACCCGACAGUGGUGGAGAUGCCCCCCCCAGCAGCUACAGAACCAGAGCCCUGGGGGCCCGGCCAGACCUCCGUGGCUGGUCCUGGGGCUGGUCCUGGGGCUGGUCCUGGGGCUGGUCCUGGGGCUGCGGCAGACUCUACCAUGCAGGAGGACAGUGAGGCCGGCCUGUUUGCUGGAAAGAGGUUCCUCCUGGUGGGCUUUGAUCCAGACGCAGAAACUGAGCUGUCCUCCCUGUUGGUGGACAACGCAGGGAAGGUUCUGGUGGGCCGCACGCGGGCAGUGGCAGAUUAUGCUGUGGUCCCCCUGCUGGGCUGUGAGGUGGAGGCUACGGUGGAAGAGGUCGUCACGGAUACCUGGCUGGCUAUGUGUGUGGAGCAGCAGUGUGUGCUAGACCUGUCCUCCCACCCUCUGUUCACCCCAGUCCCAGUCCUGGAGGGGCGCUCUCCUCUCAGAGACUGUGUCCUCUCUGUCAGCCAGUUCAUUGGAGCAGAGAGGGAGUCUCUGAUCGAGCUGGCCAGGCACCUUGGAGCCAGUGUGCAGGACUACUUUGUGCGCAUGGCCAACCCAAGGAAGGGCAUGCUGGCCAGCACCCACCUGGUUCUCCAGACCCCCGAGGGCUCCAAGUACCAGGCGGCCCAGAAGUGGGGCCUGCCUGCCGUCACCCUGCGCUGGGUCCUGCAGUCAGCCCGGACAGGCCGGCGGGCCGAGGAGGGCCGCUUCCUGGUGGACCUGCCCCCUUCACCAGAGAGAGAGGAGGAGAGUUUUGUGGGGGGCUCCCAGAAGACCCCCAUGCCCCCUCCUCAGGCCUCCCCUGAGAUCGCCCUGCUGGGGCCGCAGAGCGGCAAGGCCAUCACCCCUCUGGACUUGGGCCGCUUCCAGAGCAAGAUGUUCCAGUCAGCAUUGGACCAGCUGAACCCCAAGGUGGAGGCCAGCACCCCCGGUCAGGAUGGGGGGGUGUGCAGCAGGAGAGCCCCCCCUCAGAUCGAGACCCCCCUCAAGCUGGACACGCCCUCUCGCUUUCUCAGCAGAGACCAGCUCUUCAGACCCUCCUUCAACAUCAAGGAUGCGUUGGCGACGUUGGAGACCCCGGGGGGGCGGUCCCAGGCUGGGGAGAGGGCGGAGACGCCCCUGACGGACAUAGUCAACAGGAACCGUCAGGUGGCGCUGGUGAACAGCAGCCGUGGCCACGCCUCCUCAGACCUGCAGGCACUCACAGCCAGCCCUCAGCUCAACAUGGGGCCUGAGGCCCCGGAGAAGGACUCUUCCCCUGCUGCUCCCCUGGCUGGGGUGGUGGUGUGUGUGGGGAAGAAACUGAGCAAGAAGCAGGGAGAGCUCAACGCCAUCGCUGCCUCUCUGGGGGCAGACUUCAGGUGGUCCUGUGACGACACUGUGACCCACUACCUCUACCAGGGUCGAGUAGGAGAUAACACACGGGAGUACCGGGGGGUGAAGGAGAGAGGGCUGCAUGUGGUCUCCCAGCACUGGCUCCUGGCUUGUGCUGAGCAGCAGAAGCAUGUGUCUGAGUCCCUCUAUCCCUUCACCUACAACCCCAAGAUGAGCCUGACGCUCAGCCAGGCCCCAGACAGCACCCAGAGGUCCCCCCCGGGGGCCCCCCUCUCCCUGGGCAGGCUCCUCCCAGAGGCCUCAGACUGCAGGGAUGGUGCUGAUCCUGAACACCGUGAUGAAGGACAGCCCUCCACCUCCCACCGGCUCACUGAUGGAGAGCCUGAUGGACAACAAGUGCAGGAGAACACUGAGAAGACAGACUUGUCUGAGACUCUGGAGAUGAGGGAGACCCUGCACAGGCAGCUGCAGGCCAUCAUGUCAGCCACCAAGCUGACCACCGGGCGGCGCUCCUCCGCCAGGCUGACCAGGCUGGGCUCCGGGGGGGGCGACUCCCGGCCCCACACUCCAGACCGGGCAGGCCGCAGUGGGAGCCUACGCACCCUGGAGGCCCUCAGGAUGAGCAGGGAGGCCCUCAUGGACCUGAACACGGAGCCCUCCCAGAGCGAGCAGAUCGUGUGGGACGACCCCACGGCCCGCGAGGAGAGAGCCAGGCUGGCUGACAACAUGCAGUGGCCUGGUAGCCCCUCCCAGCACUCAGAGCCCCUGGCCCUGCCCCCAGCGCCGCCCGUCGCCUCCACAGGCAACCUCCCCCAGCUCCGAGACUCCAUGACGGACUCAGAGCUGGUGGAAAUGGUGGCCUGUGAUGUCAUCGAGCAGCAGAUGGGUCUGGGGGUGAAGACUCUCCCAGUGGAGGAGCAGAUCCUCACUCCUAAAGCCCCCAGUAUGGCCUUCCCCCUCGCUAACCCCCCCGUGCCACCUGAGCCACAGCAGACAGAGGAGGAGGAGGAGAGGUCAGGGGAGAAGGAGCCCCCCAGGUUCCAGCUGUCCUGCCUCAACCCCCAGGAACGCAUCGACUACUGUCACCUCAUAGAGGAGCUGGGUGGGGUGGUCCUAGAUAAGCAGUGUUUUGACCCCAGCUGUUCUCACAUCAUCGUGGGGAGCCCCCUGAGGAAUGAGAAGUAUCUGGCUGCCAUGGCAGCAGGAAAGUGGAUUCUACACCGCUCCUACCUGGAGGCCUGCCGCUCCGUAGGACACUUCAUCCAGGAGGAUGCGUAUGAGUGGGGCAGCAGUUCCAUCCUGGAGGCUCUUCCCUCCAUCACCUCCCAGCAGAGGAGGCUGGCGCUGGCUGGCCUGCGCUGGAGGAGGAGCCUGCAACACCGCACUGGCACAGAGGGGGCGUUCAGCGGCUGGACCGUGAUGCUGAACAUCGACCAGAACAGAGAAGCAGGAUUCAGAAGACUGCUGCAGUCUGGAGGAGCCAAGGUGCUGCCCAGCGCCUCCCCAGCCCUCUACAGCAGCACCACACACCUGUUUGCAGACUUCAGCAUGCUGAAACCAGGAGACUUCAUGGUGGACUUGUCCGAGGCAGCCUCCAUGGGUGUCCAGUGCCUAAAGGCAGAGUACAUAGCAGACUACCUGAUGCAGGAGCCCUCUCCUCCUGUAGAGCUGUACUUCCUGUCUGGCUCCUCUGCCCAGGCCCCGGACCCAGACAGAGGAGCCACUCCCGCACGCAAGCGCAAGGCCUCAGGAGACUCCUCCAGGCUCAAGAAGAGCCGCCUCAAAUGAAAUGAACCCUCCAAACUGUCUUCUCCUUGUCACCGACUGUAGGUAUUGCCAUUUUAGCAGUGUCUAAGUAACUUGUCUUUGUAAAUAAGUAUUAUUAUGAUUGUAAGAAAAUAAAAUUAUUUGGAACAU
Hypomesus transpacificus is the source of this 5149-nucleotide messenger RNA. It is a transcript of the gene topbp1, whose product is annotated as DNA topoisomerase II binding protein 1. The record is from RefSeq and is a predicted model, not a curated record. The coding region runs from base 392 to 5020 and encodes 1542 amino acids. NCBI's taxonomy places the organism in Eukaryota, Metazoa, Chordata, Actinopteri, Osmeriformes, Osmeridae. Gene Ontology annotation, biological process: mitotic DNA replication checkpoint signaling; mitotic G2 DNA damage checkpoint signaling; DNA replication initiation. The transcript has 30 exons.